AUGCAAUUCUCUUCUUUAACUGUUUUGGCACUCGCUGCCUGCUCUUUGGCCGCUCCAACUAACCGUAACCAGGUUAAGAACGUUGGACACACUGUUCAGAAACAAGCUGCUCCAAAGCCUCAUGCUCCAGCUCCUGCUCCUGCUCCUGCUCCAGUAGCCCCAGCCCCAGCUCCUAAGGUAACUGGUACUACUGCAACUGGUGGUGGUGCCGGUAUCGGUCUUGGUGGUCUUCUCAAUGACGUUGGUGCCAUUGGUGGUGGUCUUGGUGGUGCUCUCGGUCAAAUCACCGGCCCAGGUCUUAACGCCGAAGGUGGUGGUGUUGGUCUUGGUCUUGGUGGUCUCCUCAACGAUAUUGGUGCUCUCGGUGGAGGUAUCGGUAUUGGCGGUGGCUCUAUCAGUCUUUAA
Molecule: messenger RNA, 405 nt
Organism: Scheffersomyces stipitis CBS 6054
Lineage: Eukaryota; Fungi; Ascomycota; Pichiomycetes; Serinales; Debaryomycetaceae
Gene: GRP7
Product: Glycine-rich cell wall structural protein precursor
Exons: 1
Coding region: 1-405 (134 amino acids)
Source: RefSeq, a predicted model, not a curated record